UAAAUUUUCAACCAACCACCCGAAAUUUGCAAAUAAUUUGAUGAUUCUAAAUAAAAGUAGAAAUUAAUCAAACAGGAUGACAUCGUUACCAGUAAGAAAGAGUAGAAACUUCUCCUUCACACCUUCAAAACCUCAUAAACAUCAGAGAAUUCGUGAAUAUAUUCUUUAUUGUUGUCCAACAGGAAGAUUUCAACAACAAUUGGAAGCAUUUUGGGAGAAAUCCAAGGAUAUUUGUGGCUCUAAUGGGGUUCACAAUUAUUCCAUUCCUCACAUCACUCUUGUGUCAUUUUUCAAAGCGCAUGAAGACUCCACAAACUUGGUUGAAGCUGUCAGAAAUUUAGCUGAUGACGGAAAACAUUUGAAUCGUCCCAUGGAACUUGAACUCUACACAAGCAAUAAUUUUAUGGGUUUUUUUGUGAAAGAAGACGACGCCAACGUACUAAAACGAAUCGCUUUGAAGUUUGUUAAAGAAGUUUCAGAUUCGAUUAUAAGCGACACCAUCGACCUCGAUCAUUUAAUUGCUUGCUUCCCCUAUUGCGCCAGUGCUGUAAAUGAGAAAACUUCUUCUCGAUGUAUACCUAAGAGCUCAAGAUUUUAACAAUUGAAAUACAAUUUGCCUUCUUUUUGGUUUUUGUUAGCCAUUUCUCUUGAACCUCAUGUGAAGAAUCUUCACUUGACGCUCGCUUUUCAAUUUCCUACGGAAGUUUAUCGAGAUCUUGUUGACUUAGUUGACAGUCUUGACGCAUCAUGUGCCAACAGUUGGGAACUUCGUCUUUAUUCUCGCGAUCCAAGAUUAGCAACAAAACAAGUUCAUAAAGUAAUUUUCCCUCAUACAUCAAGGGAAUCAGAUGAAUUGGAACUUCGCGUGGGUGAUUUGAUUUAUGUUAAUAAUGAUGCAUCCCAACAUUCAAUUGAUGGUUGGACAGAAGCAAUAAGUUUCUUAGGAAACAAUUACGGGUUCAUUCCUUUGAAUCAUACUGAGAGAAUACCAGAAACCAACGCUUGGACAUUGAACGCGACUGUUUCAUUAUGUCAACCUACACAAGAUGAGAUUGACGUCAUUGAUGGAGUCAGUCAUGUUAGUGAAUCUGAACGAUUCAGUCAGUUGAAAACGAUGGAAGAUUCGAAAGCAAUUGGACAGAGAAAACGUAUCGUUGUGCUUCGUCAUGGCGAGAGGGUGGACUUUGCAUUCGGCAAUUCAUGGACGCAGUUCAGCUUCAAUGAGUCACAGAACUACGUCCGAAUGGAUUUAAAUAUGCCAGAAAGUCUUCCACCAAGAGCGUUUGAAGAAUGGGAAAAAGAUUCCCCAUUGACAACUUUGGGAACAUUCCAAUCACAUCUUGUUGGUUCAUCGUUGAAGAACUUUGGUGUAAAGUUCAGUAAAGUUUUCGUUUCACCAGCUUUUCGCUGUGUACAAACAGCUAAUGGCGUUUUAUCAGCGAUGGGCCUUGAAAGCGAGUUACCGUUGAAUAUCGAAUAUGGAUUAUUCGAAUGGCUUGGGUGGUACGAAAUGGGACUGCCAUCAUGGGUAUCACCGAAGCAACUUGGACUUCAUUUCAAUAUUAAUGAGAAUUAUCAACCAGUGAUAACACAAAGUAAUCUUGAAGGAGUUUUGAAAGAAUCUCUCGCUGAGUUCUAUGAAAGAAAUUCAAGUACAACACGUGAGAUUUUAGAGAAUUGUGAAGGUGAUAUUUUGAUUGUUGCACAUGCGACAAAUCUCGAAACUUGUACCAGACAGCUGACAGGAAAAGAGCCAAGAACAAGAUCAGAUAUGAGGAAUUUAUUAAUGAAAGUUCCUUAUCUAGCAGCUAUAGCGAUGCAACAAAAUGAUGACUCAUCAUUCCAGCUCAUUGAGCCACCAUGUCUCUCAUUGACUCAUAACUCAUGUGCAAAGUUUGAUUGGAGACUUCUCGAUGACAAUUAAAAUUCUGUUUAGAAUUCUUACACUUCAUUAAAUCAUUUAAAGCUUUAGAAAUUCAUAUUAUUGCGCCAACUUAUCUGCUUUAAUUCUACUUGGUUGAUAUUUCAUUGUUACAUUAUUUAAAAUUAUUACUUUUUUAGAUAACAAAAUAAAAACUACUUAAGCUUCUCAUGCAUUUUAUUUUCAAAACAUUUGUUUUAGAAUUUCUUUUUAUUCUUUCAGACUUGUUUUAGAAAACAAAUUUGAUAAAAUUGUAAGACUUUGACAAGAGUUAAUCAUUAACUUGUCUAGUGUUUCAAGAGCUUUUAAUCAUCUCUGAACUUUAAAAACUUUGCACAAGUUUGAGAUAAUCUCAAGAGAUUCCUUUGAUAAUUAGAAAGCUUGAAA
This is a messenger RNA of Clunio marinus, 2308 nucleotides long. The record is from the annotation of a GenBank genome assembly. NCBI's taxonomy places the organism in Eukaryota, Metazoa, Arthropoda, Insecta, Diptera, Chironomidae.